Messenger RNA from Haliotis rubra (blacklip abalone), 2137 nucleotides. Its product is annotated as DNA-directed RNA polymerase II subunit RPB3-like. Gene Ontology annotation, biological process: DNA-templated transcription. NCBI's taxonomy places the organism in Eukaryota, Metazoa, Mollusca, Gastropoda, Lepetellida, Haliotidae. The record is from RefSeq and is a predicted model, not a curated record. Gene Ontology annotation, molecular function: protein dimerization activity; DNA-directed RNA polymerase activity. Gene Ontology annotation, cellular component: RNA polymerase II, core complex.
AUGCGCCGUUACACUUCCGUGAAAUAUAGCAUGCAUGAGCUUUAUGUGAGGAAAAAGCGCACAUACAGGAUUACUUCUCUUUGAUAAUCAUGCCGUACGCCAACCAGCCAACAGUGUCAAUCACUCAACUCACCGAUGAAAACAUAAAGUUUAUUCUCGAAGACACCGAUUUAAGUGUCGCCAAUAGUUUAAGAAGAGUGUGUAUUGCAGAGGUACCCACCAUAGCCAUUGACUGGGUCCAGAUGGAAGCCAACUCCACAGUUCUGUUCGACAUGAGUUUAUUUCACACGCCGACAAGUUACAGUUGGGCUGAUUCCCUCACCAGCGAGUUUAUUUCACAUGAUGGGCUGAUUCCCCUCAACAAGUUACAGUACUGCAGGGACUGUACCUGUGAGGAGUUCUGUCCGGAGUGUGCUGUAGAGUUCCAGCUGGAAGUAAAAUGUCUCGAUGACCAGACUCGCCAUGUCACCAGUGCAGACCUUCACUCCUCAAACAACAAAGUUGUUCCUGUGACAUCCCGGCACAGAGAAGAGGCAAGUGAAUAUGAGGACACAGAUGAUAUUCUGAUUGCCAAGUUGCGCAAGGGGCAGGAGUUGAAGAUUCGAGCAUUUGCCAGGAAAGGUUUUGCCAAAGAACAUGCCAAGUGGAAUCCUACUGCAGGCGUAGCGUUUGAGUAUGACCCUGACAAUGUCAUGAGACAUACGCUGUAUCCCAAACCCGAGGAAUGGCCUAAAAGUGAAUAUUCAGAAAUUGAUGAAGAUCAGACACAAGGCACAUUUGAUGUGAACGCAAAGCCAAACAAGUUUUACUUCAAUGUUGAAGUGUGUGGCUCCCUCAAACCAGAAACUGUCAUAUUCUCUGCUCUUUCCAUCAUCAAGAAGAAGCUGAGUGACCUACAGACACAACUGAGUCAUGAGAUACAGAACGACGUCCUCACCAUCAGCUAGUUCUGGUGGCAGACAAUUUCUGCAACAUCAUCAUCACCAUAAUUAUCGUCAUCAUCGUUUUCAGCCUGUGAUCAUCAGAAGAUCAUAUGAGAACUAGGUUCAUUAUGAAAUGAAAAUUUCUGAUCAUUCAAAACUUUGAAUGUGUUAUUUAGUCUCUGUUGCUAUGGGCAGCCAUUCAGUCAAAACAUGGUCUUAAAUACAGAUAAACAAUAUACAAGAAUAAUCAAAUGACAUGAAUAUAGUAUAAGAUGUUUCUAAUAAAUACACUAAGAAAAAUAAAUAUCAACAAGCAACUUCAUGAUACACUUACACAUAAAAUGAUUAUAUGUAUCAAGGAAGAGACAUAAAAAAAUAUGACCUUCCUAGUGACCCAUGAGAAACCCAUAAGAAUGUGAUCUUCAGUGACCCAUGCUUGUCGUAAGAGGCGACUAACGGGAUGGUGUGGUCAGGCUCGCUGACUUGGUUGACACAUGGCAUGGUAUCCCAAUUGCAUAGAUCAAUGCUCAUGCUGUUGAUCACUGAAUUGUCUGAUCUUCCGCCACAUAGGUGGAAUAUUGCUGAGUGCAGCAUAAAACUAAACUCACUCACUCACUCACUCCCCAGUAUUCCUGGACAGGGUUUAAUGAAAAAACAAUUCUGUUAUCACAAUGGUACAUCAUGAUAUUCAGUUGAAUAGAGAUCAGGGUUGACCAGUUGUCAUUCAUGUCCACACCCAAAUGUGACACAUAAAAAGAUUUGAUGGCCUUUGUUUGAAAACAACAGAUUUGGGCUGAUUGUGUUCCUUGACAACACCCCCAACCCCUGCUUCACCUGCGUGGUAACUACAAGGACCUUUGCUACUUUGUGUUGCUCUCACAGAGUGAUUCUUGCAUUAUUGGUUUCUGGUUGGCCUAGGUUCCAUGUGAUAUUAUAGCUGAGAUAUUGCUGACUGACAUAAAACCUUAUUUUUUCAUUUCGAUAUAGAAAAGUUUAUUUUCUAAUAUCUAAUAUUUAAAACCAGAGUUUCAUUGUACAUCCAUGAAAACUGUUGAAUUGUAAAUUAUUGGUUUGUGAACAGAAUACAGAUGUUAAUAAUUGAACCAAUAAAUCAGAAAAAUAUAUUUUCAUUCUGAAAGUUGUAUGUAAAUGUUCUGGUAUAUUUCUUGUGAACUGGCAGGUUACAAUUUGUACAAUAAAGUGUUUCACAGAAA